Molecule: messenger RNA, 1302 nt
Organism: Exophiala dermatitidis NIH/UT8656
Lineage: Eukaryota; Fungi; Ascomycota; Eurotiomycetes; Chaetothyriales; Herpotrichiellaceae
Exons: 1
Coding region: 1-1302 (433 amino acids)
Biological process (GO): maturation of SSU-rRNA
Cellular component (GO): nucleus; 90S preribosome
Source: RefSeq, a predicted model, not a curated record
AUGCCGAAGCGGAAGCGGCAAGAUGGAGGGGACGACGAAGAUGAGCUUCAGAUUGAGGACCAGGCGCUUCGGAUAAAGGUCACGAGGUUAAAAGCGAAGAUGGACCAGAGUAUCAAGCGCCUGCACGCUGCUCUCAAGCUUGCCCGCGGGUUCGAGCGCCAAAAACUCGGUCGCCGCCAGAAAACAGCCAGUGAUGAGCCGCAGACCCUUUUGCGGCUGCGUGAAGAAGUCAUUGUGCUGAAAGAGCUGCAGCUCGACCAAACGGCGAAAAGGUACCUCCUGAAGCACUUGUUCAGGGCUAAGCGGGUGAGGGAGCAUCCGGCAUUCGUCCAAGUCUAUGGCACCGAACCUGCCAUUGAACCAAUGAAGUCCACUGCGGAGGCAAAUGUCUUGGGAAGGUUGUUCAAGUCUACUCCCGUGAAGAACGUUGUUCCCGAAAUCAUGAAGGCGAUCUAUGAUGUGCUGGGGAUACCUCAGGCUGGGUCCAGUGAUGAUGUGGAAAAGAAACCAUCGACUCUUGAGCAAAACAAGCAAACAGCGCAAUCCAAUGAAGACGAAUUCCAUGGUUUCUCAAGCGAGCAAGGUCAAUCAGAAAGUGCUGCACCACCGGACCAUCCGGAGAGAUCAGAUUCCGAAGCAGACCGCCUUCUAUCUGAAUAUGCCGCUGGUAGGUUGGCAUCUUCAGGAGAUGAGGAAUCAGAGAGUGGUGAAGCAGCAUAUUUGAGGCGUUCAGAAAUGAGCAACGGCACGUCCAGGCGGGACAUUUCAGUGUCACCAAGCCCAAGCGGCUCUUCGGAUCAUGACAGACGACAUACUAGCGAUAAGAGCUCGGCACCGAGGGUCACCUCAACUGCCUUUCUACCGUCACUUAGCCUGGGUGGAUACUACUCUGGGUCCGAGUCUGAGGAUGAGGACGCACCUAGGCAUCGUGGCCCGCCUGAACCUAAGCCUAGGAAGAAUCGACGAGGACAAAGAGCGCGACAGCAACUGGCCGAAUUGAAAUAUGGGAAGAAUGCUAAGCAUCUCGCAAAGCAGAAGGAAAAGGAUUCCAGAAAUGCCGGAUGGGAUCCUAAACGAGGCGCAGUAGGCCCAGGAGACAAUCCUAGAGACCGCUCGAGAAAGGGACUCAACGCAAAAGCUCCACACAACCCAAGCGCUGGACAGACGCAGCCACCAAGACCAAAACCAAAACAGAGGGAUGAUCAGGGCUCCUUGCACCCUUCUUGGGAGGCGGCAAAGAAGCGGAAGAUGCAAGACCAGACCCUGCCGGCCUUUGCUGGGAAAAAGAUUACUUUUGACUAG